Acanthopagrus latus (yellowfin seabream) is the source of this 2468-nucleotide messenger RNA. RefSeq names its product high mobility group AT-hook 1a (gene hmga1a). Lineage: Eukaryota; Metazoa; Chordata; Actinopteri; Spariformes; Sparidae. Gene Ontology annotation, biological process: regulation of DNA-templated transcription. Gene Ontology annotation, molecular function: transcription coregulator activity; DNA binding. The record is from RefSeq and is a predicted model, not a curated record. The transcript is spliced from 5 exons. Gene Ontology annotation, cellular component: nucleus; chromatin. The coding region runs from base 166 to 456 and encodes 96 amino acids.
GGGCGGGCUGUGUGUUGUCUGACGAAUAAAAGCUGUAGCCUAUAGAUCGGCGCAAGGCUUUUUAACCGGGUAUAACCAGCCAGGCUUAAAGGAAACAUUUCGUCUUAAAUUUAGAGCAGAGGUUAUAGCCGACACAUAGAGGUCUGUAAAAAAAGCUAAGCAAACAUGAGCGACAAGGGGACAGUCUCACCGAAGGAGAAGGAGGCUACAGAGAAGAGGGGGCGUGGGAGACCCCGUAAGCAGCCGCAGGUAGAAACUGACGAGCCAAGUGGGUCCCCGACUCCAAAGAGGCCCAGAGGACGGCCGAAGGGCAGCAAAAAUAAGACUAGUGGCAAGGGCAAAAAGGCAGCAGCCCCGUCUGAAGGGGCAAAACGCAGGGGAAGACCUAAGAAGGAGGAGAAGGAAGAAAAGGCGUCCCAGGAAUCAUCUGAGGAAGAGGAAGAAGAGGACCAGUAAUUUCACAACGCAUGCUACCUCACUCAACAUACUGACUUACUGUUAACCAGAACUGGGCUGUAUCUCCAACACCAGUGCCACCACAUGACCACUGUUCACGACAAAGCCCUCUUUGCCAAAAGGAGGGUUUAAACACAGUACAAAUAAUCAUGCAACAGCACUGGAUAGAACGAUGGACCUUGCUCAAGCAUAGAUCUAAGAAUUUACAAGAAAGGUAACAGCCCUUUUCUCUACAUGUCAUGGUAUCACAAGUCUUUUAUACUGGACAAAAGGUGUGCUCAAAGGAGCCUGGACGUUUCCAUUUUUCCCCCCCUAAAGAUGGUUUGUAGGACAUUUUCUCUGCUUAAUGUUACUUAUUUGUUGUACCCGCAUCUGAGAUGGUAGGGCAUAUAGAUUCCUCUCCAUGUUUUGUACUGGACAAAGGUGAAUUUUACCUAUACUUGCUGUUUUUUUGGUUUUUUUUUCUUUUGUGUGUUUGUGUGAAGUGGUUAACCUAUCCUUUGCAUCGUAUUUUAGAUGGAGUUGAGCUUCAGAGUUUAGGAUGAGAAUAGAUGACUGAUGGUAGAAGUGUUUUCCAUUUCUAACCUGCUUAACUGAUUUCGCCCCCACCCCCUCCACCUCCUACCCCCUUUCUAACCAGUAGAGCAGAAACACCUUCACCACCUUCACUCCCUCCCACCUCCUGUAGUGCAGUUUAGACUUACUUCUCAAAACUUCCUUCUCGGUCCUCGGCGUGUAGAGGGGGAGAUGUAAAGUGUAUCGUUAGUAAUCAGAGUAGUCUGAUCAGACUUACUGUUUUGUUCCUUCGGGUUACAUACCAUUUAAAAACAUGAGUGUGCUGCUUUUCAUGAUAUAAUAAAACUCGAUUCUUUUUUUUUUUUUUUUUUUUUUUUGGUAUAUAAUGUGUGUUUUUAAGGAUAGGGUUGGCAGAAUUCUAGGCUGAGAGCAUCAGUGUCGUUUCUUCAGGGAGCUUUUACAAAUGCUGUUACAUUGGCGUCUUUGUCUUCUCAUGGUCCUCAGUUUCCAAGCGCUCACUCAAUCACUCGCAAAAGGCAAAUCGCAAAUUGGUCAAACAAGGAGUUUGAUUGUAACAGAGGAUAGUUGGUGGCACUACUAUCCAACAGGGCUGCGCGUUUUCUUCAUUCCAUCUAGCUCUCACUGCUUCACCUAGCUUGGUCCUUCCGUCAUCACUUAGUGCAGUAAUAUACUUUUUCUUAGUCUUUUUUUUUUUUUUUUUUUUUUUUUUUUUGGACGAUGUGUGUUGUAUGCCGUCUGCUACAGGUUAAAAAAAAAAAAAAAAAAAAGUAAAUAAAAAGGUGUUUGUGUAUUUCUAAGUGUCAGGGAACCCGCGGUCACAGUCCACUUAACUGGGUUUUUCCACACACCUAAGCUGCUACAACCUCAGUUACGAAACCCGGAAAACUGCAAACAGGCGAUACAAGGCCUGGUAUUUCAUACCUCACUCAACAGCUUACUUUACCAUUUAUUUGCAUUUAACUGGUUUUCUGUUGUUUUUAAAAAUGUAACCUCUGGCAUGAGUUGGAAAGAUGUCGUUUAUUACAAAGUUUGUGUAUUUUUUUUUUUUUUUUUUUUAAUUUUUUUUUUUUUUAACCUGACUGUAAUGAGGUAUCUAAGAUUUUCAAGUUUGUGAUUGUGUGUGCAUACGCAGCACGUCUUGGCUCAUUCAUAACCGGAGCUUGCAGACAGGUUGUAAUUAAAUGUGUGAAGCAAGUCAGGGAGACCUGUCAGCUUGACAACUGUGUUCGCUGACUGUGGUAGAUUAGCAGGUGUGUUUUUAUCCGUUUAAUAAAAAAACAAAAAAAAACUUCUGGUGCACUGAAAUAUUGGUUCUGAUUUUCAUGGACAAAUGUUUGUGUGUUUGUGAUAGACUGGGCGCUCUUUCCACUUAACUGUUCUGUUGGCUGUCGUGUGUGUUUGGCACUACCGCACACAGCCACCCUCACCAUAUUCAUACAACAACUCAUUUCAUGUCUUUUUUUUUUUUUUCUUUU